GCGGACAAGAAGACCGGAGACAGCGAGCCCAGCGGCGAGAACGAGAAGUCCAAGGCCGCGGGGACCGCGGCCGGCAAGCAGAUCGACGGCCAGGUGCAGCUGAAGCCAACGAGGUCGCCGUUCGUGGACGUGAAGCUAGACAGGAAGGUGGGGCAAGGCUCCUUCGGGAAGGUGUACUUCGGGCGCUGGCUGGGGUCGCCCGUGGCCGUGAAGGUGGUGGAGUGGAGCGGCGCGAGGAGCAAGAUCGAGCCCCUCUUCGAGGCCGAGCUGUCGUGCACCCUCUCGCACCCGAACCUGGUCCAGACUUACAAAUACAGCACGAGGGAGAAGCAG
Prorocentrum cordatum is the source of this 333-nucleotide messenger RNA. Lineage: Eukaryota; Dinophyceae; Prorocentrales; Prorocentraceae. The record is from the annotation of a GenBank genome assembly.